Molecule: messenger RNA, 4023 nt
Organism: Kickxella alabastrina
Lineage: Eukaryota; Fungi; Kickxellomycota; Kickxellomycetes; Kickxellales; Kickxellaceae
Product: Symplekin tight junction protein C terminal-domain-containing protein
Exons: 1
Coding region: 112-3759 (1215 amino acids)
Cellular component (GO): mRNA cleavage and polyadenylation specificity factor complex
Source: RefSeq, a predicted model, not a curated record
GGUGUUUCUCGUUUCUUUAUUUUCCUCUUUUUUGAAUUCAAACCUUUCGAUUUACAGACCACAAUUAAUCAUCCACUCAUUCUCUCGCGCGAAUAAUCAAUCCUCAAUUCAAUGGCUACCCAUGCGGGCACAGGGACUCUGGAGCACGCUCAGGAGCUCUACGUGAAAGCUGUUCACGAAGUGCCGCCGAAUCGCAACAUGUUGGACGACCUGGUAGACUAUUUGCGCGACAACCCAGCCUUGCUUUACGGCAAAAUGUUUGAAACGUCAUACGACGCGGCCAACACAGUUGUCGACGUGUGCCAUGGAAAUAACAACGGACAUGACGACGAAAAUCUUGCUAUUCUGACACCACCAGCGGCCUGGGGCUGGGCAGUGAUGGAGGAGGCCGUGUGUCGCAGCCCACCGUCGCCGCAGUUCUGGGCAGAAUACAACGGGAUGGUUCAAAAGUGCAUCGAUCUGGCGACCGGCACGCUUAGACAUAUGGACAGUACACCCGGGCAGAUUGUUCGCCGCGCAAUCCAGACAAUGACCCGGCUCUGGCCAGUUUUGAUUGGCAGCUGCAUUGCGAAAAAUUUAGACAGCUCUGCGUGGAGGCGCCCCUUUGAGACAAUGCUGCCCCUGGCAAUAAGGAUCUUCCAGCUGUCGGAGCACUCGGACGAUCCGGCGCUGCAGGUACACUUGGUCAAAUUUCUUGAGGUCGAAGCAACCAUUUUUGCGCCGCUGCCAUACCCCGACGCCGUUGAUAAGGGUGGUAUAAGCCUGGAAACCCUGCCUGAGCUUCAUCCUUUUAUUGAACAGGCGGUACUGGCCAAGCGGGGAGAGGCGGCCAGGUACCAGCUUAUGCGGCUGCUGCCCAACAGCGACAAUCUGCAACUAUGUAACAUUGCGUUUAUCACGGGCAUAAUUAGCUCCAUCAUAUACUUGAUGAACCUGCGGCCACAGUUUUGCGCGCAGCUGCUGGAGAAGCUUACAGAGUGGUACGCGAUUAUACACUCGUCUGAACAAGUGAUGACACAGCUGCAGCUGGCAAUUGUGUGCAAGACACUGAGCCUCAAUCUGCUUAACUUGUACACGCGGCGGUAUAUGGGCGAGUACUCCGAGCUGCUGGAGAACACUAUGGACAUUAUCGGCGGGCAGGACUGGGCCUCAUGGCAGGAGCGCCAGGCGCGCGACAGGGAGCGCAAGGAGCGCCAGCGCAUCAGGGAGCGCAGCAUGAUGCCCAAUCGCCACCAACAGCAGUAUGACCGCUGGAUUCCCACCCGCGAUGCCAAUAUGGCGGACCAGUCGGGCGUGCCGCCGCCGCCGCUACUGCCGGGCAACCACGACGCACGCAUGGAGGUUCUGAGCCGUAGCCAGCAUGCAUCUGCCCCCUCUUCUUCGCAGCGACAGGGUGACUAUUCAGGCCAAAAACGGUCGAAUCGGCAGGAGGACGACGAGGAUGAGGAGUACCAGCGGCGCAUGCUCGAGGAGAACACCAAGCGGGUUAAGCUUGAGGAGGUCAAGGAGGCAGCAUCGUCUACGUCAAAGUCGCUCACCGGGCUGGGACAAAAUGGACCUGCGGCGCAGCGCGUAGCCGACAGCGAAAAGGAGAUGGAGGAGGAAAUGCGGGCGGCGCUUCACACGGGCACCUUUGAGUUGCAGCCAACGCUGCAGCUGGCCGCGAGCGAGCGCAGCACGCUGAUUGUAGACACCAUGAAGCGCGUGGUGGCGGGCAGCAAAGCCGUUGAAAAGUUUAUAUCGCUCAACCGCAUGCAGGCAUCGAGCAGUCACAGCCAGCUGCCAGACGCGCAGCUGGCGCGCGGAAAAACUACCGAGUCCAGCGCUCAGGUCACGCUUCCGAACGGUCUGAGCACCAACGCUGGCGUGCUUGAGGACUCGAUGCUGCUUCUGGUUCGGAUGGUGGCCAACUGCUAUAUUAUGUCGUUCGAGGCGGCUUGCGUCGAGGGUGCGGCCGAGGACAUGGGCCCAGACUCCAAGUGGGCUGAGAUGCACACUUGCAUGGAAGGCAUCCUGCAGUCCAUCACGGAAUCCCCGAGAUCACAAUACAACCUGGCCAUUCUGCUGCUCUACGAGAUGUGGCUGGCCGUCGUGAGCACGGACCCAGAGCUCAAACAGGACUCGCAGGGCCCUGGCUUCGAGUUCACCAUGCACGCGCUGUACUUGCGCUGGUGCGAGCAGAUUUUUGACGCCGUUGUCAAGUGCAGCAUUGAAACCACGCUGACGAAGCAGGUUCCGGUGCAGGUCGUUCCGGAUGUUGCGGCAUCGGUGGGCGAGCCGACGCUGACCGCAGGCAGCGCGAGCCACGCAGCGGGACCGGCGCCGGCCACGCAGAUGCAGGACCGCUUGAUCCUCGACUUUAUUUUGGAUGCACCAGAGCUGCCUCCCAGGUAUUUGGAGAAGCUGUCAGCUUGCUUCCAGGCGUCAGCCACAGCCACGCUUGGGUUCUCAACUCUGGAGAAGGCCAUCGAGAUGCGGCCGCCCGUGUUCAAGACUGGCAUCAAAAUGCUGCUGACCUACUGUGCAAGCCACAGUCGGGGAACGCGCAUCGGGUGCAUUCGUGCAGUCAAGAAGCAUUACCCAGCGUCACCAGAGUCAGCGCUGAUCGAGAACAUUGCCCGAGGCUCGCUUAAGCGCGGCGUCGAAAACGCGGACAGAAAGAGAACAGAGGUCGCUGAACGCAUCAGAGAGAUCGUUUCGGCCGAUACGACUGAUCCUGAGGAGAUCACCAAACGCUGCGCCGAGCUGGAUGUGCUGAAGAAGAAGGGUGAGCAAGAGAUUGACGCCGAGAUGGCGGCGAAUUCGGAGCUUUUGCUAGCAUUGUGCACGCGCAACAUGGAUCUUCUUUUGGCCGUGUUUGAGGCAUACACGUCGGCGCACGCCCAAAUCAAAAUGUCCAUCAAUCGUCUGAUUACGCCGCUGAUAAAGUCUGUUUCCAACACGCCUGGCAAGGUCGUGCCAAUCCUGAGCCAGUUCCCGGCGGGCGCGGAGGUGAUGGCAGUGAGGGUAAUCCGGAUUCUCACACGCGAGAGUGGCCAUGUGCCCUCCAGGGAUCUCAUUCAGGGCGUGCUAGACAUGCACACUGCGCGUAAUCUGGACCCGCGGUUUAUUGUGGCCAUUUGCAACGGCCUAACCAAGGCCGAGGCCAUUAGUCAUUUGGGCAGCGUUGUCGGCGUGCUCGACGGCCAGGACCAGCCGAGGGCGCUGGUGGGCGACUUUUUUGUUCAGCUCACAAAAUCUUAUCCUGGCCGUCCCAGCGUGCUGAGCCCGACCGAGCUGCUGAUCGCGCUGCACAACAACCUUGGGGACAACGCGACCGAUAAGCAGGCGAUGGAGGCUAUUGCUUUGUACGAGGGUAUCCCCACAGCCGAUGGAACUCCGCUGUUCCACUCGAGCGUGUUCACAGCCGCGUUCAACCAGCUGGUCGCGCAGGAGCAUGUCCCACCGCUGAUGUUGUAUACUGCCGAGCUGUUUAACCAAAAGCGCAAGGGGAAUGUUGGCCCGAUCAUCAAUAUUUUGGCAAAGCUGAUCGAGAAGAAGGUCUGGACCAUGGGCGACACCAUGGUGCAGGCGUUUUCACGCUGCUUGCACUGCUUUGAGCCAGGGACGCUAUCGCUGAUCAAGACUAUUCCGUCCGAGCCGUUGAAGAAGAUUAUUGGCGCAGAGCCGCGCUUGCAGCCGAUUAUCCGCGACUAUGUCAAGAAGAUGUCUCAUAAGGACCGGGCCCCGUACAAAUGGCUGCUUUCGAGCAAGCAUUGAGCGUGUUGGUUUCUUUAAUCAUAUACAGUCUUUGUCUGCGGUUAUUUGUCGCUGCCAAUGUGAAAGCAGCCCUUUGUUGGUAUUCGUUUUUGUGCAGGACAAUUGACUUUUUGUUCUUUGGGACCAGCACCCUCCACUCAAUCGCUUUGUGCUUUAUUUAUUUAUAGCAUUAGUUUAGUUUAGCACAGUCAUUUUUCAUCUAUUUUUAGUUCUUUUUUGACUUUAUUGAUUCUACUCUAUUCUACUAUUUUAUAUUCAACUCUG